AUGUUGCAGGGCUCAAAGAAUACAGGCUUAUCAUGUGAAAGAGGAAGAAUUUGACAAAAUCAAGUAGACCUACAAUCUAUGGAAGCCGUACUAUUUAUUUUAAUUAAUAAUAUUUGAGGAAGUAUCAGGACCUGCUGGUUUUGUUAUGGCAACCCAAGGAUUUUUCACACCCACGUCUUUUAAAUGGCGUUUGAUUUCUGUAUUACGAUGGCAAGUGGGACUGCUUAUUUUCAUUCUUUAUGUGGAUAAUAGAGUGGUCGGCCAGAUCCGCUAUUCUAUACCAGAGGAGAUGAAGAAAGGGUCUCUUAUCGGUAACGUAGCCCAAGACCUUGGCUUGGAUCUGAAAAGGCUUCGUGCUGGCCGGGCCCGUAUCGUGAGCGGAGAAAACAUCCAGUACACCGAGCUGAAGACAGACAAAGGGAUCAUAGUCGUCAAUGAGAGAAUAGACCGGGAGCAGCUCUGCGGCGAAACCACACCGUGUAGUUUCAGUUUAGAGGUCAUUUUAGAAAAUCCAAUUGAACUCCAUCGUGUGACUGUGGAAAUUUUGGACGUAAACGAUCAUGCACCUUUCUUUCCAAAUAAAGACAUUCGCUUUGAAAUGAGCGAAUCUACCACGAUCGCAGCACAAUUUCCCAUAGAAAAUGCCGUUGAUCCUGACGUUGGUCUUAACGCUUUACAAAAUUACAUUCUUUCUCCAAAUAAUUACUUCGUUCUUAAACAGCACGCAAAUCCAGACGGCAGUAAAUAUGCUGAAUUGGUUCUUCAGAAGCCAUUAGACAGAGAAGAACACCCCAGUGUCUCUCUCAAAGUAAUAGCAGUGGACGGUGGAACACCACAGAGAUCUGGUACAGUAAAUAUCGAUAUUACUGUUUUAGAUGCAAAUGAUAAUGCCCCUGUGUUCAAUCAGUCAGUAUACAGGGCUUCCAUUGUUGAAAAUGCUCCAAAAGGAACUUACAUUACAACAGUUAACGCCAGUGAUGCAGACAGUGGUUCUUAUGGGGAAAUCAUAUUUAGCUUUUCAAAAUUGAGAGGCAGUACCUUUGAUAUAUUUACUAUUGAUGAGAAAACAGGGGACAUUUCAGUUUCUGGUCUCAUAGACUUUGAGAAAGAUAAAAAGUAUGAGGUCAGGUUAGAGGCAAGGGAUCGAGGGGGUUUAAUCGGGACUAGUAAAGUAAUAGUUGAAGUUGUUGACGUCAAUGACAACCCUCCAGUUAUCAAUAUCAUGUCGUUUUCUAAUACUAUAUCAGAAAAUGCCCCUCUUGGCACAACUAUAGCAGUUAUCAAUGUCAAAGAUGUCGACUCAGAGAAAAAUGGACAGAUUACAUGUACAAUAGACAAUAAGUUGCCGUUUAAAAUCCAGUCGUUAUUAUCAAACUAUUAUAAUUUGGUCGCUGAUCAACUUUUUGAUCGAGAGACUACUCCAGAAUACAACAUAACGAUAACAGCCACCGAUUCUGGAUCUCCGCCCCUAACUUGCUCUACAACAUUACACCUAAAAAUCUCUGACGUAAAUGACAACGCUCCCUUGUUCGAUAAAAAUACCUAUUUUGCUUAUGUCACUGAAAAUAAUUCCCCUGGAGUGUCCAUAUUUACGAUCAGCGCACAAGACUCUGAUUGGAAUCAAAAUGCGAAAAUCUCGUACUUCUUGGAAGACACACAAAUCAGUGGAAAUCAAAUCAACGCUCUAGUGUCCAUAAACUCUGAAACAGGAGUUCUUCACGCGGUUCGCUCCUUUGAUUAUGAGCAAAUAAAACUACUUGAGCUGGUCGUCAAAGCGCAGGAUGGAGGCUCUCCUCCACUGAGUAGCAAUGUGAGUGUGAAAAUACUGAUACAAGACCAGAACGACAACGCCCCUCAGGUGCUGUACCCAGUCCAGACUGGCGGCUCUCUGGUGGCUGAAAUGGUGCCUCGUUCAGCAGAGGUGGGCUAUCUGGUGACUAAAGUGGUGGCUGUUGACGUGGACUCAGGCCAGAAUGCCUGGCUCUCCUAUAAACUGCAGAAAGCCACAGACAGGGCGCUGUUCGAAGUGGGCUUACAGAAUGGGGAAAUCAGAACUAUCCGCCAAGUCACUGAUAAAGAUGCUGUGAAACAAAGGCUGACUGUUGUGGUGGAGGACAACGGCCAGCCCUCUCGUUCAGCUACAGUCAAUGUUAACGUGGCGGUGGCGGACAGCUUCCCUGAAGUGCUGUCAGAGUUCACUGACUUCACACAGGACAAGGAGUACAAUGACAACCUGACUUUUUACUUGGUCUUGGCUUUGGCUGUGGUUUCCUUUCUGUUCAUCACGUGCCUGGUGGUUAUUAUAUCAGUGAAAAUCCACAGAUGGAGACAGUCUCGCAUCCUGUAUCAGUCCAACCUGCCGGUGAUUCCAUAUUAUCCCCCACGUUACUCAGACACUUUGGGAACAGGGACUCUCCCACACGUGUACAAUUACGAGGUGUGCAGGACGACUGACUCCAGAAAGAGUGACUGUAAAUACAUGCAACCUAUGAGUCAGAGUUUGCUGAGUGUUGACGGAGCUGGGGCUGAUACAUUGCAGAAGGAGAAGCCAUCGGGCGUGGUUUCUGGAAUGUCGACUCUGGAGGUGUAG
Messenger RNA from Myripristis murdjan (pinecone soldierfish), 2590 nucleotides. Its product is annotated as protocadherin gamma-A11-like. The transcript is spliced from 2 exons. Gene Ontology annotation, molecular function: calcium ion binding. Lineage: Eukaryota; Metazoa; Chordata; Actinopteri; Holocentriformes; Holocentridae. The record is from RefSeq and is a predicted model, not a curated record. Gene Ontology annotation, cellular component: plasma membrane. Bases 146 to 2590 code for a protein of 814 amino acids. Gene Ontology annotation, biological process: homophilic cell-cell adhesion.